CUGAGAUGGCUAAAAGAUUCAACUCGCAGCUAUUCGUCAGCAGAAUGUCAUUUUACACCACAAAUGAACAACUGAAGAGGUUGUUUUCGCCAUUUGGGGUAGUUACAGAAGCUAGGCUAGUUAAAGACCCAAGAACCGAAAGACCCAAAGGUUUUGGUUUUGUCACAUACGAAUCAGAGGCUGAGGCUCAGAAGGCUUUGAAGGCCAUGAAUGGCAGGGUAUUCUCUCUCUCUUCCCUGAAAAUCUACUGUAGAUUCUCUGUUUAAUUUACUAAGCAAAUUACAUCGACGGCGACCCCUUGUUUGCUGUUGUCCACCUUUCUUGAUGACAAUUUGGGAAGAAAUUAAAGUUGUUAA
Molecule: messenger RNA, 356 nt
Organism: Alnus glutinosa
Lineage: Eukaryota; Viridiplantae; Streptophyta; Magnoliopsida; Fagales; Betulaceae
Exons: 4
Coding region: 6-266 (86 amino acids)
Biological process (GO): positive regulation of mRNA splicing, via spliceosome
Cellular component (GO): spliceosomal complex
Molecular function (GO): RNA binding
Source: RefSeq, a predicted model, not a curated record